UUUCCAGCUAGAGAAAAAUGCCUAACAAUGAACUCUGUGGAUAUGUAUCAUUGUUGUACAGUAUUGCAGACAAACCACUAGAACUGUGGUCGAAGUAUGUCUCCUUGGGUGGUAAGAUCCGUAGAGUGAAGGACAAUGCAUUGCAUGGGGAUAAAAUAAUAGAGAUUACAGGACCAUAUGACAGCACAAUCCCUACAAACAUAACUAUUCCUGCUAAAGCAUUAGAUAUUUUGAAUAUAAAACUUCCCAUUCUCGUAUUCAUAAUAAAGAAUUUAAACUUGGAAUUAAAGCUAGAAGUUCAGAUAAUAGAUAAAAAACAGCAUCGCAGAAGAUUCUCUUUUAUGACUUACAAUCUUGAAAAACUACCACGCAUUGAUACAAGCUUGGCUCGUAUUCCAUUAAAAUUAGAAGAAUGUUGGAACACCUUGGAAAUAAAUCUUCAGACACUUUGUUGCGAAGUGUAUGGAACAGAUUACGAGGCUCUGCAAAGAAUAAUAGUUUAUCCAAACUGUCAUCUGAGGAGAAUAUAUUUGCAAGACCGUCAUUAUAAUUAUGAUGAAACUCCUAUCCAGAUGUGCCAAGCAUUUUUUGACAUGUACCUGUUAAAGCGGGGAAUUAAUUUUACAGAAAGGGCCUGUCAAACGGAACAACAUUACACAGGUUUUACACGUUCUAAGAAAAAUGUGAGAUGUAUAAAUUAAUGUAUGUUAAUUUCUUAUUUGACUUCCAGGAUUGUUAGAGCAAUCUGAAUUGAACUGUUUAGCAAAAGAUAAUUCAGUUAGUGCACCGUCAACAAAAAUUAAGUUAU
Linepithema humile (Argentine ant) is the source of this 808-nucleotide messenger RNA. RefSeq lists its product as uncharacterized. Gene Ontology annotation, cellular component: ciliary basal body; motile cilium. Gene Ontology annotation, biological process: positive regulation of cell motility; regulation of cilium beat frequency involved in ciliary motility; cilium assembly. Lineage: Eukaryota; Metazoa; Arthropoda; Insecta; Hymenoptera; Formicidae. The record is from RefSeq and is a predicted model, not a curated record.